Messenger RNA from Eublepharis macularius, 1206 nucleotides. RefSeq lists its product as uncharacterized. The transcript has 2 exons. The coding region runs from base 62 to 787 and encodes 241 amino acids. The record is from RefSeq and is a predicted model, not a curated record. NCBI's taxonomy places the organism in Eukaryota, Metazoa, Chordata, Lepidosauria, Squamata, Eublepharidae.
CUGGGCCGGGAAAGGUAAAGAGCGGCGGGGCAGGAACGGAGCUUUAGGAAAACAGCCCUGGAUGGACAAGCAGGCCGACCUCAUACUCUGCCUAGUCGAAUUGCUCAGGCGUUUGGAUGCCGCCGGUGAACGGGGAGGAGUCGGAGGAGUCGGCAGGGGAGACGGCAGGAACGAGUCCAGCAAUGAGGAGGAAGGAAGCGAGGACCGAGCAGUUAACAAAAGCAGCCGAGGAAAGGAAAGGGGCGAUUUUCAAGACGGUGGCAACGAAGGCCAAAAAGGGAGCAAUCCGGCGAACAGCCCGGACGGAUUCCAUAGCCCAGCAGAGGCGCCAACCGGCGCGGAAGAGCUUCCCGAUGAGGAACUGCUGGAAAGGGGCGCAUCGUUGUCAACAUCUGGCCCGAAGAUAGACGUCCUCAUAAGAAGGAUGGAAAAGCUCGAGCGGAAUCAAGAAGCCUGCUCCUCUAGCCUUAAACGAAUAGAGGCAACUCAGGAGAAGAUCCUGCGACUUCUGGGAUCGAUGCAGGGCCAACGGGGGAUCCCUCCCGCGCUUGAGACGCUUGGCCAGAAUAUCAACCAAGCGUGCUCAGCAUCAGCAAUGCAAGAGACGGAGGCCCAGCUCAAGUCAAUGGACGAGAGGCGGACGUUUGUGCACGCCAGAUCUCAGACUGGAGCCCCAGCCAACUCUGUGGCCUCUCCUUCAGGCCCCACCCAUGGAAGCACAAAGAACUCUUCAGCGGCACCAGUUGCCUCUUCCUCUUCCUCAUGUGGCGACAUUAUUUUUGACUAACAACAUUGUUCUUCAAAAAGAGAGCGCGGGCUCUGCCCCUCCCAACUCCCAAACCUUCUUUAAAAAGCAUUCAGCGAAACAGGAUUGACAAAAUAAUAUGCACAAUGCAUCACAAAAAAAGAAGAAAAACAACUCUAAAGUGGCAAGGAACUUACAGACGCUGAAACAUAUUAAGGAAGAAAUCAGUGAAGAAAUACCAUGCUAGGCAACAUACCCUUGAGGGAAAAAAAACGGAGACUGCAAAGCAAUAUGGCUAUCAUGAGAAGAAAACUGUCAUCAGUAGAGAAGGACCUCAGGAGGAGCCUGAAGGAAGACUUAAAAGAAAAAAAAACACAUAAGAAUGAGAAUACCAGAUGCACACCGCAACCAUUGUUUGAUUAGGAACUGGAAAAUAGUCUUGUCUUUGGACAUUCCUAUAA